This is a messenger RNA of Sitophilus oryzae (rice weevil), 942 nucleotides long. RefSeq lists its product as uncharacterized. The coding region runs from base 103 to 942 and encodes 279 amino acids. Gene Ontology annotation, biological process: regulation of transcription by RNA polymerase II. NCBI's taxonomy places the organism in Eukaryota, Metazoa, Arthropoda, Insecta, Coleoptera, Curculionidae. The record is from RefSeq and is a predicted model, not a curated record. The transcript has 3 exons. Gene Ontology annotation, cellular component: nucleus; transcription regulator complex.
GAAUCUGCAAGCAACGACGCAGACGAUCUACGGAAACAAUGUCAGUGUAUUGUUGUGGACUCUGAUUUUAAGAAUAGUAUUUGGAGCAAAGUAGAAGCAGAAAUGAAAAUGGAUGAGUCUGUCUGUAAAACUCGGUGGGCCAAUAUUAGAGACAACUUCAGAAAAUCUUUGAAUAAGCAAAAGACUAAGAGUGGACAACAAGCAUACAAAUAUUCAGAGCAGUUGAGCUUUUUGAAGAAAUUCUUUGAGGAGAGGGAGACCAAAACGAACAUUGAGAUCUACGUAAAUAUCGACGAUUUCAGUGCAGUGCAGUGUCAGUAUCGUAGCAGGCGGAACCGUGCCGUAUUUAUUUUGAUUUAUCGUGGCCGACGAUAUUUUUUGGAUUUCACGUUGACAGUGUUAAAGACGGAUGAUGAAAACCUUUUUGUUUUGGUGGAAGAAAACAGUGUCCUCUAUGAUUUAAAACAUCCAAAAUAUAUAAAUACACAGUUUAAAGAGAAAAUAUGGAAAAAUAUAGGAGAACAACUUAAACAAUCAGGUGCAGAUUGUAAAGCGAGAUGGAGCAACAUUAGGGACAAUUAUAGGAAAUCGAAAAAAAGACGUAUGACGAAAAGUGGUCGAGCAGCUGUUAAAACUAAAAAGUACAAAUAUGAAGAUCAACUUGGGUUUUUACUUCCAUAUAUGGAAGAAAGAGCGACUUAUAGUAAUGUGAGUGAAAAUGAUACCCAAACUAUUCCAGACGAAAGCGAUACCCAGACUUUUGCGAACGAAGACGAUAUAGAUGAUAAUCAAAAUCAGGUGACAGCAGAUCAUGCUGAAACCCGCGAGGAAUUUGACGAUACUAAAAAUUCAGUUAACAACAGUGAUGAUGACCCCUUUAAAACACCUACAUUGACUGACAAAACCGCAAAUUAUUCUACAUCAAAAAAAAAUAGCAGGUAA